UUACCUUUUACUCAAACAAGACAGAUUUUCCCACUUGGAAUGGUGAGUUUAAGCAUAAAUGAUAUUAGUACUUUCGGGGUCUGCCUAGGGCGCUUGCAGUUACCCCAGAAUUCAUCAGGGGAGCAGUGUUUAGUGGCAUUUGUGUUUUCUCUUCCCUCCUCUCAUCUUUGUAAGUAUGGAGUAAUGUCACCAUGAAGUAAGUAGGGCUUCUCUUGCCUCUUGUGAAUGGAGAGGCAUGUCCUGGCUCCAGUUCGCAGCCCUUGCUCUUGCCAUUUCUGGGCACUGGGACUCUUGCUUGCCGCUGUGAGACGCUGCCCCUCCUGCCCUGAUGGUUACCUGGUCCUUGUCUGGUUCAGUGCAUUUGUAUGUGUAGAUGUCUGUGGACCACGGGUCCUUUCAUGGGAGAAAACGUGAGAUGUACAAGCAGCAAGCGCCCCAUCCUUGGAGGCUGAUGAGGGGGGGCCCGCAGAGCGGUGUGCACCUCAGGACAGGUCCCUCUGCUUUGGCUCAGGACAGGCACUGGCACACGAGUGAUCUCAACCUCGGGCAGGCUGUUUCGGAUCAUAGGCAUCACACACACACACACACACACACACACACACACACACACACACACACACACACACAUUUGAAGUCCAGACCAGGGGAAGCUGGGAAUGAGGUUCAGCAGGGCCGAGGGCACCCCCCGACCCCCAGACCCCAGGCCAGGCAGUCGCACUGGCUUCCUAGGAGCCCCGGGCCUGCUGGUGUUCCUUGCAGCUGCCUCCAUGGCGCCACAGCACUGGCUGUCUCUGCGUCUCCUGUGACGUGUGGUCCCAUCCUCCCAUUUUCGCUGUCGCUGCUUUGCUUAGCUCGUGUUUGACAGCGUUGUGGAACCUUUGGUGCUAUUCUAAUAAAUAUUUUUAGAGGGAAAUGGAAGAGUGAAAUGCUGCCUUGUUACAAGGGAAACAUAGCCAACGAAAGAAGCUCUGCAGAAAGUUCCAGAGUGGAGAGGAGGGCAGGGCCCCCCUGCUUUGGUGGGGCUGGUGGGGGUCGGGGGUCACCCCUGAGAAGGGCCUGCCCAGGAGGCAGCCGAGGCCUCGGCGACAAGAAAUGGCCUGAUCCUUCCUUCCAGGGAGUUCCCUUGCCUUCCCCUCUCACCGCCUCUAGCAGGGGGUGGAUGCCUUAGGGCCUCUGUGACCCGCCUGGGGACAGGCUGUGGGACGAGCUGUGAAAAAUGGUGACCACCCAAAGCCCGAGGCCCGGGACCGCUUGUCUUCCCUGUCACAGGCCUGGUCCCAUGUCCCUCCUCCCGAGGCCGCUGUUUCUGCCUUUGGGGACCUCCAGGGGCCUCUCCCCCGCCACGUCCUCCUAAUCUCUGAACCCAUUUCGCUGAGGACAGGAAGCGCCCGCUCCCUUCCUGCCCCUGGUGUCCUGAGAGAAAACUCUCUUCCCUCCUUUUUUGCAUAUUUGGCGAAUGGUCCCACCUUCCUCUCCGCCCCAGUGGAGUGCGAGGGCGCUGGCGAGGGCGGCAGCAGGGUCCCUUCCAGGUGGCUGAGUCCCGGGACUGUGCAGCCCAGGGUCCGAAGGCCCCAGGCCUCAGAGAUAACCUGAGGACAAUGGACGCUGAUGAGAGUCAAGACGUGUCCCGAGUUUCAGUGUGACACCCUGGCUAGAGAAACCUCCGAGGGAAAACUAGGUUUCCUGUUCAGUCUGAGAGCCAGUUGGAAAGCAUGCAGUUGCUGGUGCUCCUCCUGGGGAGGAAAAAGGACCCAUUGGAUCUGUCUUGGCCUCCAACCAGAUACCAACGAGGGUGCAGAAGAGAGAGAGAGGAAGAGGGAGGAGAGGGGAGGAGGCGGGUGGAGGUAGAAGAGCAGAAAGGACUUGAGAAGAGCUGGGGCACAAUUCAGAAUGCUGGUUAAGUGUGGAGACAGAGCUGCUCCCCUGGACCGGAUGGAUUUCAAGUCCUGUUGGAUGUGGCUGUUCCCCUCAGUCACCGGAGACCCGGGGCAUGGCCGCUCCCAGUGGGAGACGAGGCCCAAAGCCGAUUCCACUGGCCCAAUGGAUGACGCCCAGGAGGGCGGAGCCGCAGCCAGGCUGGUAGAGCCUGGGCAGCUCAGCGGGCAGAGGCGCAGGAAGCCCACCACCCUGCUGGCCCCAACCCCGGAGUCCGGCUGUUACUGAACCCUGCCUCUGGGUCUCGGUCAGUCCUUGCGAUGGACAGCAGAGCGGAGCCUGCGCUGCGGCCCUGCCUGUGGCUGCUCCCGGGGAACGUGCAGGAGAGGGACUCGGGGUCCCUCGGCCUGGAGAUGGACCGCCUGCUGCAGGAAGUAGCCCUGGACGUGCUCUCACCGGGGCACAGGGAGGUUCAGCCGUGCUCACCGCAGCCCUGGCGCCCAGGCUGGAAGACACUUCGUCCGUCCCUGCGCCUGUUCACUCAGCUCUUGGCAGUCAGGACGGUGUGACUAUAGCCGUACAGAAAGACACAUCCAAGGUGCACGAGAAGGUGCACACAGCAUGUUUCGUGAGGAGGGAAGGAGAGCCCUCCCGUGAGCGACACCGCGGACGAUGGCGAUGAGCCCAUGCCGGUGCCCGAAGACCUGUCCACCACGUCUGGAGGACAGCAGAACUGCAAGGGCGAGAGAGGAGCCGUUGCUUAUGGGGCUGACGGCUUUAGGGAUUUUCAUGCAAUAAUUCCCAAUUCUUUCUCCCCCGGUAAUGUUAAAGUAGAGACUCAGAGUGAUGAAGAGAAUGGGCGUGCCUGUGAAAUGAAUGGGGAAGAGUGUGCGGAGGAUUUGCGGAUGCUCGAUGCCUCCGGAGAGAAAAUGAAUGGCUCCCACAGUGCCCAAGGCAGCAAAGCUUUGUCAGGAGCUGGAGGCAUUCGACUUCCUAACGGCAAACUAAAGUGUGAUGUCUGUGGGAUAAUUUGCAUCGGCCCCAAUGUGCUCAUGGUCCACAAGAGAAGCCACACUGGAGAGCGGCCUUUCCAGUGCAGCCAGUGCGGGGCCUCCUUCACGCAGAAGGGCAACCUGCUCCGGCACAUCAAGCUCCACUCGGGGGAGAAGCCCUUCAAGUGCCACCUCUGCAACUACGCGUGUCGCCGGCGGGACGCCCUCACCGGCCACCUGAGGACGCACUCGGUUGGUAAACCUCACAAAUGUGGAUAUUGUGGCCGGAGCUAUAAACAGCGCAGCUCUUUAGAGGAACAUAAAGAGCGCUGCCACAACUACUUGCAAAGCAUGGGCCUCCCAGGCACGCUGUACCCAGUCAUUAAAGAAGAAACGAAUCACAGUGAGAUGGCAGAAGACCUGUGCAAGAUGGGGUCAGAGCGAUCCCUCGUGCUGGACAGACUAGCAAGUAACGUCGCCAAACGUAAGAGCUCUAUGCCUCAGAAAUUUGUUGGGGACAAGUGCCUGUCGGACAUGCCCUACGACAGCAGCGCCAGCUACGAGAAGGAGAACGAGAUGAUGCAGACGCACGUGAUGGACCAGGCCAUCAACAAUGCCAUCAGCUACCUGGGCGCCGAGUCCCUGCGCCCCCUGGUGCAGACGCCGCCGGGCAGCUCCGAGGUGGUCCCGGUGCUCAGCCCCCUGUACCAGCUGCACAAGCCCCACGCCGAGGGCCCCGCGCGCGCCAACCCCUCGGCCCAGGACAGCGCCGUGGAGAACCUGCUGCUGCUCUCCAAGGCCAAGUCCGUGUCCUCCGAGCGGGAGGCGUCGCCCAGCAACAGCUGCCAAGACUCGACGGACACCGAGAGCAACGCGGAGGAGCAGCGCGGCGGCCUCAUCUACCUGACCAACCACAUCACCCCCCACGCCCGCAACGGGCUGUCCAUCAAGGAGGAGCACGCGGCCUACGACGUGCUGCGCGCCGCCUCCGAGGGCCCCGCGGACGCCCUGCGCGUGAUCGGCGCGGGCGGGGAGCCGCUGAGGGUGUACAAGUGCGAACACUGCCGCGUGCUCUUCCUGGACCACGUCAUGUACACCAUCCACAUGGGCUGCCACGGCUUCCGCCACCCCUUCCAGUGCAACAUGUGCGGCUACCACAGCCAGGACCGCUACGAGUUCUCGUCCCACAUCACGCGCGGGGAGCACCGCUUCCACAUGACCUAAGGGCCCCUGCGGCCCGGACGCCCCGUCCCCUCGAGAGGAGCACGCGGGGCCGCUCCCCGCCGCCGCCGCCGCCGCUGCCGCCGCCGCCGCCGCCGGGCCCGGACCAGACCGCUGUGCUUCUCUCCCGUUUGCUUUGGAAAACCAAGAGGUUUCAUGGUUUAGCUGCAGGGCUCCCCCCAGAGCCCCAGAAGUGCUCUCUCGCUAGACGUGUUGGUAGCUUGCUAGCUGAAGUCCCCGCCCCUGUGGCUGCCUGUCCUCCGGACAAUGGCCAUUUUCAGAGAGUUUCCUAGAAACAGGCCAGAGCCUAGGAAGAAGGGGGGGCAGGUUCCUGGGCCAAGCGUGGGAUCCACGUAGCGGGCCGGGUGCCCACUGCCCAGCCCCUGAGCUGUGGCCGGAGCCACCCUGCCGGGGAGAUGCCCCACAGCAGGGCCGCGGGAACUGCAGCAUCCCGCCGGCCGACAGGCUGCAGUUAGAGGGAAGAUGCAUUGUAAGUCAGAUCCUGCCGGGGUUAACCCACUGCUGGGGAAAAGUGACCAGUGACCGUGGAGCAGAGCGAGGGACGGGAGAGCCUUGAGACUCGCCCGCGAAUAUUUCCAAAUUUCUGAGGCGUUGCUCGGCCACGGCCAAGCCUUCUGGGGCCUGAUGUCAAGUGGAACAAAUGCCAUGUCCCCUGGGGGGGCGCCCGGAGAACGCUGUUCUCUGCUCUCUCACCCCCAGGCAUUUAAUGGCCCCCAGAGUCUGUCACUACAUCUUUAAUCCCAGUCCUGGAAUUUAGACCUUAAUUCAGAAUUCGAAUGAUAAAAUCCCUCACACCAAACACUCUUCUAAACGCCACACUCGUUUCUUUGGUUACCUUUCCCCUGCCACCAGCUUCAACCCUGCGAGGACAAGCCUGUCCGGCCCAGAAGGCCGCUCCGACACCUCAGUUCAAGUUUGUCUGUAGCCGCAGCCUUGCCAGUUUUCUUGUCAGCCCUUCCUGCCCUCUGUGUCUCAGUCUCACUUUCAGACUCUCCUAAAGGCAGGCCUCAGAGUGACCGCUCUUUCUCAGGUCAAGGAAGCAGAGGCCAGAGGGAGCCCCGCAGGUGCUGCUCGCCCCGGGCACCUCAACUUUCUUUUUUUCUUUUCUUUCUACUUUUUCUGUCUUUUGAGGCCCACACCCUUGGCAUCUGGAAGUUUCCAGGCUAGGGGUCUAAUCGGAGCUGCCACCUACACCACAGCUCACAGCAAUGCCGGAUCCUUUAACCCCUGAGCGAGGCCAGGGGUCAAACCUGCAUCCCCAUGGAUACUAGUCAGAUUCUUAACCUGCUGAGCCACAAUGGGAACUCCCAGGGCACCUCAACUUUCAAACCAUCUGAAACUCUCCUGUAAGGGCGGAGGAGCGCUGUCUGGCUGCGUAGGCGGGACAUGUGCCCUCACACCCGUUCAUCUCAGCCUCCUAGAAGGAAGACAGGCCAGGUUCAAGUGUUUAUGGGGUUGGUCUUCACCACCAGUGUGCAGAGGGAGCACAUGAAACGGGGGACCAACUGUGCACAAGCACCUCUGCAUUUCCUCUCAGUCCAGGGCUCUUGACUUUGGGGGCUGGAUAGUUUGCAGGGGAUUCCCGCCACCCCUGGCGCACCAUCAGGGUCACGGUAGCAUCCCUGGCCCCUACCCAGUAGAUGCGGGCGGACCUCCAGUUAACUAAAUAUGUCCUCUGGGGAGCAGAAUUGUCCCUCCUAGAGAACCAAGCUGCUCUAGGUGAGUCCCAGACCAGUCGAGGGUCUGGAAGCCUCCCCCAGAGAAAGGCCCUGCAAGAACGUUCCCCGACGGCAGUCUGGAGCCUGACUCAUGUUCCUUUGGAGGCUUUAUCAGUUCUCUAAGUGAGUCACCCCCCUCCCGUCUUCAGAAGCGUACCUUCUCAGGCGCCUUUGGGUUUUGUUGAAAGGAGGGCAUCCCAUCCUCUCUGGCUGACCGAACGGCAGGACAUUGAGCCUGGACCUAGACAGAGGUGGGCUAACUCGGGCACUGGGAGAAGGAGCUGGCGCCUGAACAGGUUCCAGGUCAGAGACUUCGGAGAUGUCCAGUCUGCGGGCCAUUUUCAGCUGCCCUGUGCUUUCCCGCCCGUCCCACAGAGUCCAUUCGUUGAAAGGAGUUCUUUCUCCCCAUGGCUUCAAACAAAGCUUGCCCCCCCCCUGUAAAUAGCGCCCGCGGGAGUUGCUGUCUCCAGGGCCUUCCCCUCCUGCCCUCUGCUUUUUAGAGCCGAUCUGUUGAUCUCCGCGGCCUCUGUCGUGGUUUUCUAUUGUAACACCACUUUUCUCUGAAAUAAUUGUAUUUAAUGUCAGGUUUCAUAUCAUGUCAACGAGUAAUUAAAUUAUGUUGGAAAAGUGGUCAUUCUGUACCCAAAGCUGUUAGCGUUUUCCUUCUAGCUGGUAAAAGUAGGGUUUUGCAUGACCUUCCGCACAUCUGUUCUGUGGUUUGUUCUCUUGUUUGACGGGGUGAGCAUGUGUCUUGAGGAGUGCUGUCUAGGCUUCACGCACUCUCGUGUUUAAACUAAAUACACACCAAAGGAGGGGCCCUCGUAGCAGAUGGAUCUUGAUCACAAGGAGAAACCCUGGUUGGCAUUCCUGCCCCCACCCCACCCGGCGUCACCCAGCUUCUCUCCGUGCCCAGCGCCUGGACCCCUCCUUACCCAGGUCCUGCUGUACCUUGUACCUUAGAGUUUGGUCUUGUCCCAGUAGAAGAGUCACUAAAGAGAAUCGUAUUGUCACCAAAGGGUUGUCCCAGCAUCCAUCCCUUCAGAAACCAGCACAUUCCACCUGCAAUUCAGAACCAACCACAGAAGGAAAUCUCAGAAUCUUCACGGAGAAAGACUUGUUAGGGAGAUGUGAAUUUGUUUGUUUUGUUUUUGUUUUUGUUUUCUAUUUCGGGGCUUCUUUUCUUGGUUUGCUUUGAUUGCCUUGUGGCUCUUCUAGUGUCCUCUUCUUGCCAAAACCCAAGUGCGAUGGAGUGGACUUCUGGAGACACGUCACGAUGCAAAUGCAGUUCUCACGGCUGCACACUCUCAGCUCCAGCAAUAACGAAGGGUCACGCCACGUGAAACCCAGAUCUCCCUCCUUCAGCUCAGUGGGGGUUUAUUUUCCUUAUUUUAAAAUGAACCAAAAUUAGACGUAUUUAAGGCAUACAGACAUCAGAAAAAAAAAAAAAAAAGCGCAUAUGCUGUUGGUGCAAUAGCAUUCACUGUGAACACGUGAAACUGGAUAUUAACAGGCAGUCUUGCUUCCAGGACUUUCUAAUACACUUUUUUAUGAUGUCGUGUGUGGUGACCAUUCGGGCCCAAUGUGUCUGUAUCUGACGCAGCUUUAGGUGUUCGGCGGCUGUCCUGGCGGAUCCCUGUACAGGGUUGUAAAUGGGAAUGUGCAGUUCUCUUCCCGCUCUGCCUCUACGACGAUGUUAAAUUAUUUCUGUUUCGCUGUGAACAGGGGGUGGGGUGGCCCCUGCAGAAAAAGAGUAUUCUUUUGUACGCAUUUUGAAAUGCUUCUGUAGUGAUAGAAAAAAUAAAUGCAACGAACCCUC
Molecule: messenger RNA, 7643 nt
Organism: Sus scrofa (pig)
Lineage: Eukaryota; Metazoa; Chordata; Mammalia; Artiodactyla; Suidae
Source: RefSeq, a predicted model, not a curated record